Messenger RNA from Arabidopsis arenosa, 3436 nucleotides. Lineage: Eukaryota; Viridiplantae; Streptophyta; Magnoliopsida; Brassicales; Brassicaceae. The record is from the annotation of a GenBank genome assembly.
CGUAAUCUCUGUCACAAACAACAAAACCCUCUCUCUCUCUCUCUCUCACUGUCUUAUGAGAGAAGAAGACAUUCUCGAGAUAUGAGAAUACUGCAACGAUGAACACGACGCCGUUUCACUCGGAUCCUCCGCCUUCGAGGAUCCAGCGUAAGCUCGUCGUCGAGGUUGUUGAAGCUCGUAAUAUUCUCCCUAAAGAUGGUCAAGGAAGCUCAAGCGCUUACGUCGUUGUCGAUUUCGAUGCUCAGAAGAAACGAACCUCCACUAAGUUCCGUGACCUUAACCCUAUUUGGAACGAGAUGCUUGAUUUCACCGUCUCCGAUCCCAAAAACAUGGACUACGACGAGCUCGAUGUCGAGGUUUAUAACGAUAAGAGAUUUGGUAACGGAGGUGGCCGGAAAAAUCAUUUUCUCGGUAGGGUUAAGAUCUAUGGAAGUCAGUUCUCGCGAAGAGGUGAAGAAGGUCUUGUGUAUUUCCCCUUGGAGAAGAAGAGUGUAUUCAGCUGGAUUCGCGGCGAGAUUGGACUCAAAAUCUACUAUUACGACGAAGCCGCCGACGAAGACACGGCGGUUGGAGGCGGAGGCCAGCAACAACAACAACAAUUUCAUCCGUCGCAACAUGAAGCUGAUGAACAACAACAACAAUUUCAUCCUCCGCCGCAGCAGAUGAUGAAUUUACCACCGGAGAAACCUAAUGUAGUUGUGGUGGAAGAAGGUAGGGUUUUCGAAUCGGCUCAGAGUCAUAGCUAUCCGGAGACUCAUCAGCAACCUCCGGUGGUUAUUGUUGAAGAAUCACAACCGCAACAGGUAAUGCAAGGUCCAAAUGAUAACCAUCCUCAACGAAAUGAUAACUAUCCUCAACGGCCACCGUCUCCGCCGCCACCUCCAUCGGCGGGAGAAGUACAUUAUUAUCCACCGGAGGUGAGGAAGAUGCAAGUAGGAAGACCUCCCGGCGGAGAUAGAAUUAGGGUUACGAAGAGACCACCGAAUGGGGAUUAUUCACCUAGGGUUAUCAAUAGCAAGAUUGGAGGAGGAGAGACGACGAUGGAGAAGAAGACUCAUCAUCCAUACAAUCUUGUUGAGCCAAUGCAGUAUCUCUUCGUUCGGAUUGUGAAGGCGCGUGGCUUACCACCAAACGAAAGCGCGUAUGUUAAGGUACGGACGUCUAACCAUUUCGUCAGGUCUAAACCGGCCGUUAACCGGCCCGGCGAAUCGGUUGAUUCUCCGGAGUGGAAUCAGGUUUUCGCGCUUGGUCAUAACCGGUCUGAUUCCGCUGUUACCGGUGCGACUCUUGAGAUCUCUGCUUGGGAUGCUUCGUCGGAGAGUUUUCUCGGAGGAGUUUGUUUUGAUCUCUCUGAGGUUCCGGUUCGUGACCCGCCGGAUAGUCCGCUUGCUCCUCAGUGGUAUCGGCUUGAAGGCUCCGGCGCGGAUCAGAACUCUGGGAGAAUUUCCGGUGAUAUUCAGCUCUCUGUUUGGAUUGGUACUCAGGUUGAUGAGGCAUUUCCGGAGGCGUGGAGCUCCGAUGCUCCGCAUGUAGCUCACACGCGGUCGAAGGUGUAUCAGUCGCCGAAGCUUUGGUACUUGAGAGUGACGGUUCUUGAGGCACAGGAUUUACACAUUGCUCCUAAUCUUCCGCCAUUGACUGCGCCUGAGAUUCGUGUGAAAGCUCAAUUAGGGUUUCAGUCGGCGCGGACAAGACGAGGCUCAAUGAAUAACCACAGUGGUUCGUUUCAUUGGCAUGAGGAUAUGAUCUUCGUCGCUGGAGAGCCGUUGGAAGAUUGCUUGGUUUUGAUGGUGGAAGACCGGACGACUAAAGAAGCAACACUUCUAGGACAUGCCAUGAUCCCAGUGAGCUCCAUCGAGCAGCGAAUUGAUGAGCGUUUUGUGCCGUCGAAAUGGCACUCUUUGGAAGGAGAAGGUGGAGGUGGAGGUGGAGGAGGACCUGGUGGUGGUGGCGGUGGACCUUAUUGUGGAAGGAUUAGCCUAAGACUUUGUCUUGAAGGUGGGUAUCACGUGCUUGAAGAGGCGGCACAUGUGUGCAGCGAUUUCCGUCCAACAGCUAAGCAGCUCUGGAAACCGCCGAUUGGAAUACUUGAGUUGGGGAUUCUUGGAGCUCGGGGGUUGUUGCCGAUGAAGGCAAAAAACGGAGGGAAAGGUUCCACUGAUGCUUACUGUGUUGCUAAGUACGGCAAGAAAUGGGUCAGGACUCGAACUAUAACAGACAGUUUCGACCCGAGGUGGCACGAGCAGUAUACGUGGCAGGUUUAUGAUCCUUGCACCGUGCUAACCGUUGGAGUCUUCGACAAUUGGAGGAUGUUCUCUGAUGUCUCCGAUGAUAGACCCGACACACGGAUUGGGAAGAUACGGAUCCGGGUUUCGACUUUAGAGAGCAACAAAGUGUACACCAAUUCAUAUCCUCUGUUGGUUUUGUUACCUAGCGGUAUGAAAAAAAUGGGUGAAAUUGAAGUGGCAGUCCGGUUCGCAUGCCCGUCGCUGCUGCCUGAUGUUUGCGCAGCUUAUGGACAGCCGCUUCUGCCUCGGAUGCACUACAUAAGGCCUCUAGGUGUAGCACAACAAGAUGCAUUAAGAGGAGCCGCUACAAAGAUGGUAGCAGCUUGGCUGGCUCGAGCAGAACCACCAUUGGGACCUGAGGUAGUUCGAUAUAUGUUAGAUGCAGAUUCGCACGCGUGGAGCAUGAGAAAGAGCAAAGCAAAUUGGUAUAGAAUUGUUGGUGUUUUAGCUUGGGCAGUGGGUUUAGCUAAAUGGUUGGAUAAUAUCCGGCGGUGGAGGAAUCCAGUGACAACGGUGCUAGUCCAUAUUCUAUAUCUGGUUCUUGUUUGGUAUCCUGAUUUGGUAGUCCCGACUGCAUUCUUAUACGUGGUGAUGAUCGGAGUUUGGUAUUACCGGUUUAGACCCAAGAUACCGGCUGGUAUGGAUAUCCGCUUAUCACAAGCCGAAACCGUCGAUCCUGAUGAGCUAGAUGAAGAGUUCGAUACCAUUCCAAGCUCAAGGCGACCAGAAGUAAUCAGAGCUAGGUAUGACCGGUUAAGGAUCUUAGCGGUGAGGGUUCAGACCAUUCUAGGCGAUUUUGCAGCACAAGGCGAACGGAUUCAAGCGUUGGUUAGCUGGAGAGAUCCGAGAGCGACAAAGCUGUUCAUAGCAAUCUGUUUGGUGAUCACAAUAGUUCUGUAUGCAGUUCCUGCGAAAAUGGUGGCAGUGGCGCUAGGGUUUUAUUAUCUUCGGCAUCCGAUGUUCCGAGACACAAUGCCUACGGCGAGUCUCAAUUUUUUCCGGCGGUUGCCAAGCUUGUCCGAUCGGCUCAUCUAAGGAGAGAAGGACGUCAAGAGAGUAAAUUUACCAAGUUAGGUGUUUUUGAGUAUCCAACAGUUUCUUAUGAUACUUGAGCUGAGGAGGAGAUAGAAUAAAGAUUCAUUAUGGGU